AUGAAGCGUAGCAAGCAUCGAGCCUCCAAGGAUGAUGGCAAAGGUCAAGAUGAGCCGGCCAUCCUAGAGACGGAGGAUAUGAGGAUGCCAGACCCGGACACCAUCUCACUCGCGUCAGUCACUGCCGUCACAACCAAUGUCUCCAAUAAGAGAUCAAAGCCUGACAUCAAGAUUGAGCCUAGUGCCGGAAGACCAGUUGAUUUCCAAAUCAGUGUCACUGUGAUUGAGGCCAGACAGCUGGUGGGUCUGAACAUGGAUCCAGUGGUGUGUGUAGAAAUCGGUGAUGAAAAAAAAUACACCUCAAUGAAGGAGUCGACCAACUGCCCUUACUACAAUGAGUACUUUGUUUUUGACUUCCACGUUCCUCCUGAUGUCAUGUUUGACAAGAUCCUGAAAGUGUCAGUUAUCCACUCUAAGAAUCUUUUGCGAAGUGGCACGCUGGUCGGGAGCUUCAAGCUUGACGUGGGCACAGUUUAUACACAACCUGAACAUCAGUUCUUCCACAAAUGGGCCACUUUAUGUGACCCCGAUGACAUCACUGCUGGAUGCAAAGGCUAUGUCAAGUGUGACGUCGCAGUUGUUAAAAAGGGCGACACUCUGAAAACUCCACACAAAACAAAUGAAACAGAUGAGGAUGACAUUGAGGGUAAUCUUCUGUUGCCGGAAGACGUCCCAGCUGAGCGUCAAUGGGCAAAAUUCUACGUGAAAAUCUACCGAGCCGAGGGGUUGCCCAAAAUGAACACCAGCAUUAUGGCAAACGUCAAAAAAGCCUUCAUUGGAGAAAAUAAGGACUUGGUUGAUCCGUAUGUCCAGGUGCAAUUUGCAGGACAGAAGGGAAAAACUUCAAUUCAGAAGAGCAGCUAUGAGCCGAUCUGGAAUGAGCAGAUCGUUUUCACUGAGCAGUUUCCACCUCUGUGCCGGAGAAUGAAAGUCCAGAUCCGCGAUUCGGAUAAAGUGAACGAUGUGGCCAUCGGAACGCACUUCAUUGACCUGCGGAAGAUUGCUAAUGAUGGAGACAAAGGCUUUCUUCCGACUCUUGGGCCGGCUUGGGCCAACAUGUACGGCUCCACACGCAGCUACACGCUCAUGGACGAGUACCAGGACCUGAAUGAAGGACUAGGGGAAGGGGUUUCGUUCAGGGCCCGGCUGCUGAUCAGUCUGGCCGUGGAGAUACUGGACACCUCCUCUGCUGAAGUAAUGUGCUCCACUGAGGUGCAGGUGGAGGGAGUUCCCAACAUCUCAGAUAAUGCCACAGGAAAAAUUGAGGAGUUCUUUCUCUUUGGAUGUUUCCUUGAGGCCACUAUGAUUGACAGGAAGAUUGGAGACAAACCCAUCAACUUUGAGGUUACAAUAGGAAACUAUGGCAAUGAACUCGAUACUCCAACCAAGCCAAAAACAAAGAAGAGGAAGGGUGGCGAUGACGAGGAGUCUGAGCUCAUUCACGGCUCUAGUGACGAAGAGGUGGAUGAUGGUGGAGAUAUGACCUCAGUUUCCAGCACUCCUCCAAUGAAGCCAGUCAUCACUGACAGAAACUAUUUCCACCUCCCGUACUUUGAGAGGAAGCCCUGCAUUUUUAUCAAGAGCUGGUGGCAGGACCAAAGAAGACGGCUUUAUAAUGCAAACAUCAUGGACAGAAUUGCAGAUAAAUUGGAAGAAGGGUUAAACGAUGUGCAGGAGAUCAUUAAAACAGAGAAAGCCUAUCCUGAGCGCAGACUCAGAGGAGUCCUGGAGGAACUCAGCAUUGGCUGCAGUACCUUUGUAACUUUAGCAAACAAUGAUCAGAAUCAGACUGGGAAGACUAAACUGGACCGGGAGAGACUGAAAUUAUGCAUGCAGGAAUUGGAAAACAUGGGCCAGCAAGCAAAGAAUAUGCGAUCCCAAGUAAAGAAAAGCAACGUGAAAGACAAAAUAAAACUGGCACAAAACUUCCUCCACAAGCUGAGAUUCUUGUCUGAUGAGCCUCAGCAUAGUGUUCCAGAUAUUUACAUAUGGAUGAUAAGCAACAACAAACGCAUUGCAUAUGCCCGCGUUCCCUCCAAAGACAUCCUCUUCUCUUCUGUGGAUGAAGAAACCGGAAAGGACUGUGGGAAAGUCCAGACCACCUUUUUCAAGCUCCCUGGUAAGAAAAGCUUUGGACCUGCAGGCUGGACCGUUCAGGCUAAAACUGAGCUGUAUCUGUGGCUCGGCUUGAACAGGCAGCGUAAGGACUACUUGAGCGGCCUACCAAAUGGGUUUGAGGAGAACAAGGCAGUAAAAGGGCCUGGCAUACAGUCCACACCCCCCAUCAGCCUGAUGUACACCAUGAAGCAGAUCUUCCAGCUGAGGGUUCACAUGUAUCAGGCUCGCAGUCUGUUUGCGGCCGACAGCACGGGCCUGUCAGACCCCUUUGCCAGGGUAUUUUUUUCUACUCACAGCCAGGUCACAGAGGUCCUGAAUGAGACGUUGUGUCCUACAUGGGAUCAGCUGCUGGUGUUUGAUAACGUGGAGCUCUAUGGUGAGGCUGGUGAACUGAGAGAUGAUCCUCCUAUAAUCGUCAUCGAGAUCUAUGAUCAGGACACUGUCGGAAAAGCCGAUUUCAUGGGUAGGACAUUCGCUAAACCUAUAACCAAGAUAUCAGAUGAGCAUUAUGGGCCGCCACGCUUCCCUCCUCAACUGGAGUACUACCAGAUCUACCGGGGAAACGGCACUGCAGGAGAAAUGCUGGCGGCCUUUGAGCUGCUGCAGAUUGGACCAGCUGGAAAGGCCGACCUGCCCCCAAUAGAUGGACCUUCAGAUAUCGAUCGUGGUCCAAUCCUGCCUGUUCCUAUUGGCAUAAGACCUGUCUUGAGUAAAUACCGAAUUGAGGUUCUCUUCUGGGGCCUGAGGGACUUGAAGCGAGUGAAUCUGGCUCAAGUAGACCGCCCCCGCGUGGACAUCGAGUGUGCAGGGAAAAGCAUUCAGUCAGUGCUAAUUCAGAACUACAAGAAAAACCCCAACUUCAGCACUCUGGUGAAGUGGUUUGAAGUGGACCUGCCUGAGAACGAGCUCCUCCAUCCUCCUCUGAACAUCCGCGUGGUGGACUGCCGGGCGUUUGGUCGUUACACACUAGUCGGCUCUAAUGCUGUCACAUCUCUACGCAAAUUCAUUUACAGGCCAUCGGACAAAAGUGUCAGUAACUGGUCUGCCAUGGAGGAGGUUGUGAUCCACACAGAGCCAGAGCCAGCUGUGAAGAAGACCGAGACAGUGGUCAAACUCGACUCAGCGUCUGAUGCUGUGGUUAAAGUCGAUAUGCCAGAUGAUGAGAAAGGUGGGAAAGGGAAAAAGAAGCGGAAGAAGGGCGAAGAGGUGGAAGAGGAGGAGCUGGAUGAAAGCAUGCUGGACUGGUGGUCCAAAUACUUUGCCUCGAUUGAAACACUGAAAGAGAUCAUUAAAGCGCAGGAAGCAGAAGCUGAAGAAAAGGAAGAUUUUGACUCUGGAGAGGGGAGCAAGAAGAAGAGAGGAAAGGGGAACAAGAACAAAGCCACGCCUGGGGAGGGAGCACCAGAGAAGAAGAAGCACAAAAUCGAAGAGUUGAAGAUGUUCAACAGAGAGCUUGAAUAUCAGUUUGACAGCUUUGAAGAUUGGCUUCACACUUUCAACCUUUAUCGGGGCAAGUGUUCGGAUGAUGCUAACGUCGAGCAGAAUGCAGCUGAUGAAGACAGACUCAUUGGAAAAUUCAAGGGAUCCCUGUGCAUCUACAAAGCCCCAGUGUUUGAUGAGGUGUCCAGAGAAACGGGCUUUGAUUCCAACAUGGGCAUGUUCCAGAACAUCCCACACAACGACCCCGUUAACGUCCUCGUCCGAGUCUAUGUGGUCCGGGCAACAGAACUGCAUCCUGCAGACAUCAAUGGGAAGGCCGACCCAUAUAUCGCCAUCAAGCUCGGGAAGACAGAGAUCAAGGACAAAGAGAACUACAUCUCUAAACAACUCAACCCUUUGUUUGGAAAGUCUUUUGAUAUUGAAGCGACGCUCCCAAUGGAUUCCACCCUCACCGUGUCCAUCUACGACUGGGAUUUGGUGGGAACCGAUGACCUGAUUGGGGAGACAAAGAUUGACUUGGAGAACCGUUUCUACAGCAAGCACAGGCCAGCCUGUGGUCUCACCUCCAGCUACGCAAUGUAUAUUUCUCUCGAUAUUUCACCAAGGAAGCCAAAGAAAUUUGAGCUCAGGGUGAUCGUGUGGAACACAGACGAAGUCGUUCUGGAGGACGAUGACAUUUUCACAGGGGAAAAAUCCAGUGACAUAUUUGUUAGAGGAUUUGAGCUCAGGGUGAUCGUGUGGAACACGGACGAAGUCGUUCUGGAGGACGAUGACAUUUUCACAGGGGAAAAAGAAAAGUUUUACCUACAGGCCGAAGAGAAAAUCGUCAUGUCAAAGAAAGAGUCCAUGUUUUCUUGGGAUGAGACGGAGUAUAAAAUUCCUGCCCGACUGAAUUUGCAAGUGUGGGAUGCGGAUCACUUCUCUGCAGACGACUUCCUGGGUGCAAUUGAACUAGACCUGAAUCGAUUUCCUCGCGGUGCGAAGACAGCGAAGCAGUGCUCCAUUGACAUGGUGAUUAACGAGCAAGACAUGCCCAUGGUCAACAUCUUCAAACAGAAGAGAAUUAAAGGCUGGUGGCCAUUUGUGGCACGAGAUGAAAACGACGAGUUGGAAAUUACAGGGAAAGUAGAAGCAGAGCUUCACCUGCUGACAGGCGAGGAGGCCGAGAAGAGUCCUGUUGGUGAAGGACGCAAUGAACCAGAGCCUCUGGAGAAACCAAACCGCCCCGACACUACAUUCCUGUGGUUCCUUAGCCCGCUAAAGGCAAUCCACCAUCUCAUCUGCAAACAGUACAAGUGGCUGGUCAUCAAAAUUGUGUUGGCGCUGAUGCUUCUUGCCAUUCUGGCCCUGUUCCUCUACAGUAUGCCUGGCUAUAUGGCCAAGAAACUCCUGGGGGUCUGAGAGAUUCAAUCAG
Messenger RNA from Sinocyclocheilus grahami, 4972 nucleotides. Its product is annotated as otoferlin. The coding region runs from base 1 to 4959 and encodes 1652 amino acids. Lineage: Eukaryota; Metazoa; Chordata; Actinopteri; Cypriniformes; Cyprinidae. Gene Ontology annotation, molecular function: AP-2 adaptor complex binding; calcium ion binding. The record is from RefSeq and is a predicted model, not a curated record. Gene Ontology annotation, biological process: plasma membrane organization; synaptic vesicle priming. The transcript is spliced from 40 exons. Gene Ontology annotation, cellular component: presynaptic active zone membrane; synaptic vesicle membrane.